UGCUAACUAGGCUUUUCCACGCACUAUAGUGAGGCUGAGCCAUCCCGUCCAGGGCCCCUCUCCUACCUGCCUGGAUGCAGGGGAGUCCCUCGCACCUUUGCUGGAAGCCCUGGGCUGGGCCCCCGUCAGGAAGCUCCCCCUGGGUUCCCAUCCCAAGCCCCCUUCCCAUGGCCUCCCCCACUCCUGCCAGAGCCCACUUGUCCCUGAGCCUUCCUCCCCACAGCCAUUCCAGGGCUGCCUCCUACUCCAGCCUAGCUCCCCUGGUGCCAGCACAGGGUCCUGCUGUGUCCCAUGACCUAGGAGGACACCAGGCAUGGGGGUGAGGGGCGAGCUCCCCCCACUGCAGUGCUGCAGGGAUCAGGGUGGCUCUGGGGUGGGCACCCAGCCUGCAGUUCUUGCUGCGGAGGUGGGUGCUGCCUGGGGCCGCAGGUACUGAGCUGCGCUGGGUGCUCGGGGCAGGCCAGCUCUUAUCCCAUCCCCUUCCCCUGUUCUGUCCUUUCGCCAGCUGGAGGAGGCUCCUGGAGGCAGCGCGGCGUGGGGAGGGCGUGGGGCGUCUGACGCCCCCGCCGGGAUCGCCAAGAGCCAUGACUUCAACUGUGCAGACGCUGCGCUUCAAGCUGCUGCCGCACGACACCGGGCAGGAGUGGGUGCACAGCUGCGAGCAGGAGAUCGAGCGCCGGUACCAGGUGGUGCCCUCUGUCGUGUGCGCCAUGUGCUGCCUCUUUGGGAUCAUCUACUGCUUCUUCGGCUACCGCUGCUUCAAGGCCGUCAUGUUCCUGACCGGGCUGAUGUUUGGCUCCAUCAUCAUCUUCAUGCUGUGCUACAAGGAGCGGGUGCUGGACACGCAGCUGAGCGUGGAGGCCUCGGUGGGCAUCGGGCUGGGCAUCGGUGUCCUGUGCGGGCUGGUCACCAUGCUGGUGCGCAGCGUCGGGCUCUUCAUGGUGGGGCUGCUGCUGGGGUUGCUGCUGGCGCUGGCCACGCUGGUGGCCAUGGAGCAGUUCUACCACCCGCCCACGGUGUGGAUCCCCAUCGGGCUGCUGCUGGGCGUGGGCAUGCUCGGCGCCGUGCUCACCCUGCAGUGGCAGAAGUUCUUCACCACCCUCUCCACGGCCGUCUUCGGCAGCGCCAUCAUGACCGUCACCGUCGACUACUUCAUCGAGCUGCUGCUGCUGGUGCAGUACGUCUACGAGCGCGUCAAGGUGGCGCCCGCGCGGCCCAUGUGCUGGUACAGCUGGGUCAUCCUGGGCGUCUGGCCUGUCCUCGCCAUGCUGGGCGUGCUGGUGCAGUGGAAAGUCACGGCCGAGGGGUACUCCCACACCGAAGUGGUUAUCAGCCGGCAGCAGCGCCGGGUGCAGCUGAUGAGGAUCAAGCAGCGGGAGGAGCGGAAGGAAAAGAAGAAGAAGCGGAGGCCCCCCCAUCCCCUUCCCCACCCACACAAGGCCCACCUGCCCGAGCCCAGCUACCGCCGCAAGCCAACCCCCGUGCGCCGCUUCGACGGGGACGUGCUCUCCCCCAGCUACAUCCAGAGCUUCCGGGAGCGGCAGACGGGGACGUCGCUGAGCAGCCUCAUCACAAGCACGCACGCCGUGGUCGACCUGGACUAUGACUGCGGCUCUACAGUGCCCUUGACCAUGGGCUCUGGGCCAGCGCUUCGGGUAUAGCCCAGACCCCCGACCCCUCCUGACACCAGCAACAGGGCCGCGCCAGGCCAGCACGGACCGACACACCAGGGCCGCGCCAGGCCAGCACGGACCGACACACCAGGGCCCCGCCAGGCCAGCACGGACCGACACACCAGGGCCCCGCCAGGCCAGCACGGACCGACACACUAGGGCCCUGCCAGGGCCAGGACAGACCGACACACCAGGGCCCUGCCAGGGCCAGGACAGACCGACACACCAGGGCCCGGUCAGGGCCAGCAUGGACCAGCCCUCCAGACACACCAGGCCAGAAGGAGUCAGAUGCCAGGGGGUGUUUGAGGGGAGGGUUGUGGCCCGUUUGGGGCAGGGAGGCCAUCCCUGGGGCUGUGUGACGGGGUAUGCGCAGGGCUCUGCCCAGUGAUCGCUAGCCGGCGAGCAAUGCAGGGAGAGGGUUAAUCCUGCUCGCUGGCACAGACACUGCAUGGCAGCGUGGGACACGUGGACUCCUGGAGCAGGGUGAGCGCCCCACCCCCACUCCCCGAGGGGGCACAGCCCAUGGCAGGGGCUGAUGAGCCAUGGCCCCAUGUGCCAAAGGGGCCCCAGAGCACCUGGUACUACCCAGCUUUCUCCCAGAGGCCCCCAGGAGCAGCUCCCUCCAUGCCUGCCCUUAGCCCCCCACUCACUCCCAAGCAGCUCUGUGAGCGGCUUCCUGAGAGCCUGUUCCCCCCAUUCUCUGCCCGCCCCAGCGUAGCUCCAUGAUGCCUGUUCCCCCCAGUCCCCGCCCCCCCAGGGUAGGUCCAUGGGGCCUGUUCCCCCCACAGCGUAGCUCCAUGGUGCCUGUUCCCCAACCCCAGCCUGUACAGCUCCCUGGGAGCUGCCCCCUAAAGGCCAGAAGAGGCCGUUCCCUUGGAGAACAGGCCAGGGUAGGUGCUGUCCCAUGCCCUCAUCAUGCGCUCACCUUGCCAGGCACUGGGCUGGGGGCUGUGGGCACCGCCCGCCCGGAGGGGCAGUGUGAGCGCAGCAGCUCUGCUCCCCAGUGCACGUGAGGGAUUGUCUCGUCCCUGGGACUGGGCCUCUCAUGCCCCAGGGCCAGCAGCUGCCAGGCCUGCCCGGGGCUGGGGCAUUUUCGGCUGUGUAUGUGGCCCUUCUCCAGCAGGCAGGUCUGCCCUUCGGCCUCAUGGCAGCUGGCACUGGGGCCAGACUGGGCACCCAGCACCGCCCCUGCCACCUGCAUCUCGCUGUCCAUUCUGCUGACAGAGAACAAGAGGCACCUGGCUGGUGUGAGGCGGGGAACGGACCAUGGGGCCUUUCCCCCUCGGGGACCCUGCCACUGACCCUGGUCAGGAUGGGACAGGCUGGCUGGGGGGCUCAGGAAUGGAAGCCGAGGCCUUUCCCCUCCAGGGCCGGGGGACUGGCUUGCUCAGGGAUAUGGGGCCUUUCACCUCUGGGACCGAAUCGGGACACGUACUGGCACUGUUUGCGGGUGACUGGAUUUCUAAUGGGGAUGGGGCGGGGGAGGGGCCUGACUGGGCUGGGCUGGGGGAUUGCAGAGCUGAGGCUGGUGCGCUGGGACGCUUGGGGCUGCAUUUUGCAGCUGCGGGGGCACAAAGAAGCGUCCCCUCCAUCCAGCUGCUCUGGAAGGACUCCCUGCCCCAGCCCAUGGGCUGUUCGUGUUGCUGUGAGUUGUAUUAAUUUAUUACUGACUAAACGGGGCCAUCAAACCUGGGAUGGACCCGGCCCUCCCCCCAGGAGGCUGCUGGAUCUGGACAGCGCUGGAGGAGGAUGGGGCCCUUUGCUGGGCGUUUUGCUAGGGGCUCCCCCAGCACACGCCUCUCCUGCCAUCGCUGCCCCAGCCGUCACUGGGCCUGCCCUCCAAUGCCCUCAGGGAGCCCAGCCGGCGGACAGGAACCGCAGCGGCUCCCGCCCCCCCAGCCCCACCAGCAGAGGGGCCCCAGCAAAUGGACUGGGACCAGGGAACUCCUGCCCCCCUUUCCUUGGGGCGGGGUCGUACCUGCGCACUCAGCCGCAGCAUGGCCGGCCCCCUCCCCAUCUAGCCAUGGGACGCUGCAUGUUUCCCUUGCCCCUGAUGCCCAGGACCCUGAACCCUGGUUUCUUCCCCCUUUUCAGUCGUUUUGUAAAUGUGCCAAACGCUGCCGGGCCACAGCCACGCAGUAAAGAGCCUUUUGGA
This is a messenger RNA of Chrysemys picta bellii (western painted turtle), 3828 nucleotides long. Lineage: Eukaryota; Metazoa; Chordata; Testudines; Emydidae. The record is from RefSeq and is a predicted model, not a curated record.